UUUGCACUGGGAGGGGAAAGGCAACAGCUGGGGAUCCAUAGCAACCGUGGAUAAACAUGAGUUACUAUAUCAGACCCUCGAGCUCCUCCAGCUUCUCUUCUACUUCUACAGCCAGUGCACUGGAUGAUGACAGCAACAGCCUCAGACAGCAGAAGCUGGAGAAGCAGCGGGCGCUAUUGGAGCAGAAACAACGUCGAAAACGCCAGGAGCCCCUGAUGGUGCAGCCGAACCCAGAGGUGCGUCCGCGACGCUCUCGGCCCCGCCGCAGUGAGGAGCAGGCACCACUUGUUGAGUCGCGCCUCAGCGUCACCAGUGAUGUCAUCCUUGAUGCAGGUAUUGAUGGGCCAGCAACCUUCCUGGGAUCAGAAGCACCUGAUCUAGGGACCAAUAUACAGGUGCUGUCAGUAAGCCAACCAGAGAAGCCCUCUCCCCCUCCAGCUGAGGAGCCAGAGAGAGACGGAGACACAGACGCGCUGCUGGAGCCCAAAACAGACAUACACACACUACUACAGAGGCGAGGACUCUCAGGUAGUAUGAACUAUGAUGAAGUCAGUGAUGGUGAUGAUGAUGAUGAUGAUGAGUCUGAAGAUAGAGUCCGCUCACUUUCUCCUAACACAGAGUCCAUGCGUCCUGCCUCCGCCUCCAGCACCAAGUCCAGCACUGAGUGUGUGGCAGUGGGCUCACCCAUGGUGGAGGCCCCCUCCAUUGAGGUGGACAACCUGGAGGAGUUUGUGCUGCGGCCGGCCCCGCGGGGCAUUACUGUCAAGUGCCGGAUAACAAGAGAUAAGAAGGGCAUGGACCGCGGCCUGUACCCCACCUACUUCAUGCACUUGGAGCGAGAGGAUGGCAAGAAGCUAUUCCUGUUGGCUGGUAGAAAAAGGAAAAAGAGCAAGACCUCAAACUAUUUGAUCUCUGUGGAUGCCACGGACCUCUCUCGUGAAGGCGAGAGCUUUGUGGGGAAACUGAGGUCGAAUCUGAUGGGGACCAAGUUCACAGUAUAUGAUAAUGGAACAAACCCUAGCAAGAACCCAGGAGCGUUACUGGAGGAGAGCAACACAAGGCAAGAGCUAGCAGCUAUCUGCUAUGAGACCAAUGUGCUGGGAUUUAAAGGGCCACGCAAGAUGACAGUCAUCAUCCCUGGCAUGAAUAUGAACUUUGAGCGCGUUCCUGUUCGCCCCACUAAUGAUCAGGAGUCAUUAUUGAGCAAAUGGCAGACUCGGGCAAUGGAGAAUCUGAUUGAGCUGCACAAUAAGGCUCCAGUGUGGAACGAUGACACUCAGUCCUACGUGCUUAACUUCCAUGGAAGGGUCACGCAGGCCUCUGUGAAGAACUUUCAGAUUGUCCACGACAACGAUCCGGACUACAUCGUGAUGCAGUUUGGGCGUGUGGCAGAGGACGUGUUCACGCUGGACUAUAACUACCCCAUGUGCGCCCUGCAGGCCUUUGCCAUAGGCCUGUCCAGCUUUGACAGCAAACUUGCUUGCGAGUGACACACACCAGCCACCUCCAUGCUCUCACUCUCACACACACUCCUUUACACAGACCAACAGUGGCCCGUUGCAUAAAACAUCAUCUUUACUUAGGAUGAUUUGUUAAGAGCUACAUUUCCCUCAUUCAAAGUAAUUAAAUAAGUGUGUUGCUUAUAGCAUAUGAAAUGUAUUCCUUAGGUGUUAUUCUGUAGUUUCUUUCAAUUCUCAGUGUUUAAGUUUGUUUUCCGUGUCAUCAGCAAUGUUACAUUGUUGCUAUGGAGACCUUGGUCUUGUAGGUUAACCUUUUGCUACCGUGUGAUGAACCUAAGGGAAUAUUUUAACAAAACAUAUAAGGGGGAUCAUUUUUUUUGUGCAACUCACUUAACUUUCCCCAUAACAUUCUUCCUAGGUUUUAUGCAACUGAACACAGAACCACAUAUUUCCUAGCAGGGACCUUUUUCCUCCCAGUCAUCACUGAGAUUCGGUCCAGCAGAGCACACCUUUUCUCUCUCUGUACUGUUAGCACAAAACUCUCCUAAAAGUCAACUUUUCAUGAAAGUAAAAAAAUAUGUCCUGCUGUUCAGACAGCUUGGGAAGGGUGGUUCCUAUUGAUAUACAAUCAGGCAUAGAGGCAUAAUGUCCAAAAUGGAAAUAAGAUGAUCAACUGUCAAAAGCAAAAAGGGAGAGAUUUGUGUUUCCUUGCAAAAAUUAAGAGAAUGGAAUGUCAUCACUUCUACCAGUGUUGACUCUUGUAUGGUUAUCGUGGUUGUACAAUAACCUUUCCUGGGAACAGAAAUGAAAGCAUGACCAUUAAAUGUAGAGUUCAGGUUGUGACGGGUUUGGUUUUUAUGUUUUUUAAAACCUUUUAAAUGGUAUUGUAUAGUUGUUAAGUUACAUUUGUUUUUUAAAAUGUACUCCUUUUCUAAAGACUGACAUUUUUUACAUCAGUGUCAGAGUGGUUUUUGCUAGUUCUUUGCUGUCUGUUUUAAAGUGUUGCGAUGCUGGAAUCCUUUGUUUACUUUCUCCCCUUUACAAACCAUGACUCCUGGCCAUUUCAGUGUCCAAGCUCUGCUGCCUGAAGAGCUCCUAUACCAUAUAUUGAAGUGAAUGGAUCUAAUAGAGACGCCUUAUGCCCCACAAUUGUAAUUGUAGGAAUAUUACCUUCAGAAGAAAUAAAUGUGUUUCCUCUUUUGGCCAUUACACACAGCCUGUUUAUGCCCUCUGCCCCUUUAAUAUAUUUAUUUACCUAUGUUAACUUGUGACAGCCUCAAAUAUUGCAGAGUGAAAUUGUGAUCUAUCCUUUAAAUGUUCGUGUGGCCUUGAUAGGUUUUUCUAUCAGUAAAAUACAGUGCAAUGUUUCCCUCAUGAAAUGUAAAUACCAAUGAGAAAAUGUAGUAUUUUGGUAAUAAUGGCUGGUAAAUAUAAUUUAAAAAUGGCCUUAACUGUAAGUGUAGUGCAAAGAGUGCCUGGAUGCAGUAUAAUUGACAAUCGAGUCCACAUCAUGGGGAACUAAAGCACGGUUCUUUCCCUUUAAAUUAGUGAACUCCUGUAAUCCUGGUUUGUGUGUGUUUACAUUAUGUACUGUAUGUGAUUAAUCAGUCGAAGUUUACUGGAAAUAAAAAGCCCUAUUUUGUGAA
Molecule: messenger RNA, 3106 nt
Organism: Electrophorus electricus (electric eel)
Lineage: Eukaryota; Metazoa; Chordata; Actinopteri; Gymnotiformes; Gymnotidae
Gene: tulp3
Product: TUB like protein 3
Biological process (GO): protein localization to cilium
Cellular component (GO): cilium
Source: RefSeq, a predicted model, not a curated record